AUGUCGAAAGAUGUUAAAGUUGUAGUAUUGGGACUUAGUUCUGUAGGAAAGAGUUGUUUAGUACAUAGGUUCAUUUCAAAUCAAUUCGAACAUACUGUUAUGACUGUAGGUGGUGCCUAUUCAGCUAAAAAAGUUAGUGUAGGAAAUAACACAGAAGUUUUAUUAGGAAUUUGGGAUACUGCUGGAACUGCAGAGAAAUUCAAUGCAGUGGCCAUCUUUGAAACAUCUUCGAAAACAGGAGAAGGUGUUCAAGAGCUACUACAAUCGAUCGCUGAUAAUUUUUAUAGAAAAUAUCCCAAUGAAGUCAAUGGUGAUCAAUCAGGUGUAAAUAUGUCAAAUAAUCAAAAGAAAUCAACUUGUUGUUAA
This is a messenger RNA of Heterostelium album PN500, 366 nucleotides long. RefSeq lists its product as uncharacterized. The record is from RefSeq and is a predicted model, not a curated record. The transcript has 3 exons. Gene Ontology annotation, molecular function: GTP binding; GTPase activity. Gene Ontology annotation, cellular component: endosome. Gene Ontology annotation, biological process: regulation of endocytosis. NCBI's taxonomy places the organism in Eukaryota, Evosea, Eumycetozoa, Acytosteliales, Acytosteliaceae. The coding region runs from base 1 to 366 and encodes 121 amino acids.